GAGCUUUCAGAACGACAGUAUGCAGAAGUGAACAGAGCUUGUUCAUUGUACAGGGUUAUUCUGCCUUCUGUGCUCCAAAGCAGCUUCGUAGCUGGAUUGGGUGCUAACUAUGAGAACUGCUGUGCUAUGGAAUACAGAUUUGUGAAUUCAUAUAGCUAAAGGUUGCUUGGAGGAAUCUAUCAUGCUUUUCUAUAAAGAGAGAUUUUAAAAGCCAGGUUUCUAACUGUAAAGAUGCAAAAACGUAAUAUCCAUGAAGAUCCUAUUACCUAGGAAGAAUUUGACAUUUUCCUGUGAAUGCUGUAUUGGGAUUUAUUUAUUCUUGGAGUGUUCUGCAUGGCUGGCAAAGAAUAAUGUUCCAAAAUCGGUCCAUCUCCCAAGGGGUCCAAUUUUUCUUCCUGGGUGUCAGCAAGCCCUGACUCACUAUAGUGCAGCUGACAGGGGCUGUCAUGCUUGUGGCACCCUAACCAAAAACAAAAGACCUAAGGACGACCUUUGAACAACACAAAGAAUGGGUAUGUUUUUUCAUGUUUUUUUUAUAUACAGUGCAUAGUCUCUGCAUAGACCCAGCUUCAAUUACUCUAUAGACCUACCUUGAUGUGAUGAUUUAUUAUUAUAGUUAAAUUGUCUAGGGAUUACAUUUUUAAACUUAUUUUACAAUAUAUACAAAGAUUUUUUAAUUGAGUAAAAAAAAAUAACAUACAGAGUAGUUGUCGAGCUAGGAAUUUUUACGAUUAUAUAAAUUAAUAUUUUAGCAUGAUUGGGAAAACAGUGACUGAUCUUUGGAGGGAUAACUUUUCUAAGCUGUUUUUAUUUCCAGGUUUCAAUGUAAUUAGGCUACUGAGCGGAUCAGCUGUAGCUCUGGUAAUAGCCCCUACUGUAUUACUGACAAUGCUUUCUUCUGCCGAACGAGGAUGCCCUAAGGGCUGUAGGUGUGAAGGCAAAAUGGUAUAUUGUGAAUCUCAGAAAUUGCAGGAGAUUCCCUCGAGUAUAUCUGCUGGUUGUUUAGGUUUGUCCCUUCGAUAUAACAGCCUCCAAAAACUAAAAUACAAUCAAUUUAAAGGUCUUAAUCAACUCACCUGGCUCUAUCUAGACCAUAACCACAUCAGCAAUAUUGAUGAAAAUGCUUUCAAUGGAAUACGCAGACUAAAAGAGUUGAUCUUGAGUUCCAACAGAAUCUCCUAUUUUCUUAAUAAUACCUUCAGACCUGUGACAAAUCUCCGGAAUUUGGAUCUGUCAUACAACCAGCUGCAGUCUCUGGGUUCUGAACAGUUCAGGGGGUUAAGAAAGCUGCUGAGUUUACACUUGCGAUCCAAUUCUCUAAGAACCAUCCCUGUUCGAAUAUUUCAAGAUUGUAGGAACCUUGAACUGUUGGACCUGGGUUACAAUCGGAUCCGAAGUUUAGCAAGAAAUGUCUUUGCAGGCAUGAUCAGACUGAAGGAGCUUCACUUGGAGCACAAUCAAUUUUCUAAGCUCAACCUGGCACUUUUUCCAAGGCUAGUCAGCCUUCAAAACCUUUAUUUACAGUGGAAUAAAAUCAGUGUGAUAGGACAAACGAUGUCCUGGACCUGGAGCUCAUUACAAAGGCUUGAUUUAUCUGGCAAUGAAAUAGAAGCUUUCAGUGGACCUAGUGUUUUUCAGUGUGUGCCCAAUUUACAGCGCCUCAACCUGGAUUCAAACAAGCUCACAUUUAUUGGUCAAGAAAUUUUGGAUUCUUGGAUAUCCCUCAAUGACAUCAGCCUUGCUGGGAAUAUAUGGGAAUGCAGCAGAAACAUUUGUUCCCUUGUAAACUGGCUAAAAAGUUUUAAAGGGCUGAGGGAAAAUACAAUUAUCUGUGCCAGCCCCAAAGAGCUGCAAGGGGUGAAUGUUAUUGAUGCAGUGAAAAACUACAGCAUCUGUGGAAAAAGUACUACAGAGAGGUUUGAAUUAGCAAGAGCUCUCCCAAAGCCAACAUAUAAACCAAAACUCACCAGGCCUAAACAUGAGAGCAAGCCCCCUCUGCCUCCAACUAUAGGAGCUACUGAAUCCAGCUCAGAACCUGAGCAUGACACUGAACACAUCUCCUUUCAUAAAAUCAUAGCAGGGAGUGUAGCCCUUUUCUUGUCUGUGCUUGUGAUCCUGCUGGUAAUCUAUGUGUCAUGGAAGCGUUACCCAGCCAGUAUGAAGCAGCUGCAGCAGCGUUCUCUCAUGAGAAGGCACAGGAAAAAGAAAAGACAGUCACUGAAGCAAAUGACCCCGAGUACGCAGGAAUUUUAUGUAGAUUACAAACCUACCAACACUGAAACCAGUGAGAUGCUGCUGAAUGGAACAGGACCCUGCACGUAUAACAAAUCAGGCUCCAGGGAAUGUGAGAUACCUUUAUCUAUGAAUGUUUCAACAUUUCUAGCAUACGACCAGCCAACAAUAAGUUACUGUGGCAUACAUCAUGAACUUCUCUCUCAUAAGCCCUAUGAAUUGAAUGCACAGGAAGAAACAAUGGAAACACACCUAGAGACUGAUCUGGAUUUGAGCACAAUAACAACAACGGCAAGAAUCAGUGAACACAAUCAGCCACUGGCGUAACUUAUUUUACUUGUAGCAGAAAGCUGUAAUCAAACUUGAAGUAAGAUGAAGUACAAAAUAAUGGAAACAUUCUGAUAUGGAUUCUAAAAUCCCUAUUCGAUCAAAAGAAGAACCAAGAGUUGCAGAUGAGGACAUGAAUUGUUUCAAGUCUACAAUUCGUAAUUAGCUAAGUUGUGCAGUAUUUUUUGACUUAAAGCAGAGUAUGACCCUUAAAGUGAAUCUUUUUUCAAAACUCAUCCUACCUACCUGUAAAUCUGUACAGAUGUAAUGUAUUUUUCAUAUUGUAAAGUUUCAAUUACCAAGAACAGCUGGUAUGUACAGUACCAUAAUUUAAUUACAUCUUACUUUACAAAUUUCAGUUUCGAAAGUUUUAAAUUAACAAAAGUUAUUUCUUGUGUUAUUCAGUUAUGUUGUUUUGUAGGGACUGUUUUGUUACUGCUUUUGUGCCCAGAAAACUUUACUCUAAAAUUCUGUGCUGUGCAGAACAUGAUUUUUACCAUGCUUACUGCGUAGAAUUUUAUCUACUUGUUCCAGAAAUAAUACAUUAACCAAAAGGAUGGUUUAAUUGUUCAAGCUUGUGAGCGAUUCUUCAAUACGUAGACAAGUUUUCUUAUAAAUGAAAACUCAAAGAAUUUUUUUAACAGUUCUUCUCAGACUUAACUGAUGCCUUGAAUUACAGCCUGAUUUCUAAAGCAGUGAAAUGUAAUGAUAAAGAGGGAUAUUUUAACAACACAUUUCUGAAUGAAUGGCUCAUUAUUUUAUUCUUUUGUGUAGUAUUGUAUUAAAGAAAAAAUGAACUGUGGACAACGCUACAAUGGAAACAAAGGCAGUAACCACAGCAAUGAGGUUUCAUACCCUUAGAAGAUGCAGCUAUUAAUUGCCAAGGAUAAAGUUGUAUUAAGUCUCAUUGCAAUUCAUCAUCAAGUGGGUGGGUAGUCAUAAGGUAGUCAGCUAUCUCUACAAGGUUUUCUCUAAAAGAAAUACCUGCGAACUCAGGCAUCUCUGAAUUUUAUUUAAAAGUUUCAUCUGUAAAUGUUAGAAACCAUUUGAAAAACCAUCUUGAAGAAGACAAGGUUCUUUGGGUAAAUGUGAUAUAUUUUAUUAGACCAACUAAAUAAUUGGAAAAAUUGUUCUUUGCAAGCUUUUGGGCACAAACACCCUUCUUCUUGAAGAAGAUGCACAAAAAACUUAAGUGAUUUUCUUCUUACCCACAACAUAGCAUUUUGAAUAUGACAUUAAAAUUUCACAAGUAGGGCAUUAGGGCCAAACUCUACUUCUAUUAAAGUCAAUUGCCAUUGACAUCAGUGGGGACAGGAACAAGCCAUCAAACAGUAAUCUCUCCCUGGUGCGUACAGUUAAACUACUCCUAGCACUUAAAAUAUUUCUCAAAAGGUGAAAAACUAACCUUUUUUAAAAAAUAUGCAUUAAUCUGGAAAACAAAAAGGUAAAAAUUAAUAGUCUCUUAAUAUUAUGGUAGUUCAAUUUACCAAAAAAAUCUUUAAAUAUUAAAAUAGUAAUAUUAAAUCUAUAGCAAAUCAUAUCCUCUUUUGAUUUAACUAGCAUUUGAUCUUUGCAUUGAAGAAUUCUUAUAUUUUAUUCUUUAAGUUUUAAAGCUUCAAAAUCUCUUCUAAUACCAUAUUAAGAUAAAUUUAAUUAUUGUAUACUCACACCAUAAUCAUGAAAAAUUACAUAAAUCAGAAAAUCCAUUCGCCAUGCUGACUGGUUAAAAUUAGGAAGGGAAAUAUGUGGCUUUCAAAAGUUGAGACAUGAGUUUCAUAUAGUACUAGCAACUUUUUUAUAAUAAAGAAAAAAUAUAUAACCAUAAAUCUAUUUUUCUGAAUGUUUCUCCCACUAUAUUUUAGUGUUGCUUCAAGCAUAAAACUGAAAUUUAAAAUUGCAGUUCAGUUAUUUGUACAAAAGUAUAAGGCAACUAUUAUAAGAAAAAAUACCUUCAGAAUAUUGUUAACAAAGGAAUUUGCAUUCACUAUCUUUUAAAUGGAAAAAAAUUG
Messenger RNA from Gavialis gangeticus (Gharial), 4568 nucleotides. It is a transcript of the gene LRRTM3, whose product is annotated as leucine rich repeat transmembrane neuronal 3. Bases 754 to 2559 code for a protein of 601 amino acids. Gene Ontology annotation, molecular function: protein binding. The transcript is spliced from 2 exons. Gene Ontology annotation, cellular component: plasma membrane. The record is from RefSeq and is a predicted model, not a curated record. NCBI's taxonomy places the organism in Eukaryota, Metazoa, Chordata, Crocodylia, Gavialidae.